This is a messenger RNA of Galleria mellonella (greater wax moth), 857 nucleotides long. RefSeq lists its product as uncharacterized. NCBI's taxonomy places the organism in Eukaryota, Metazoa, Arthropoda, Insecta, Lepidoptera, Pyralidae. Bases 61 to 792 code for a protein of 243 amino acids. The record is from RefSeq and is a predicted model, not a curated record. The transcript has 3 exons.
ACCCAACACGUUCAGUGACCUGCGCGCCGCGCCGCUUGCCGAACGCGCCGAGCUAGCAUCAUGACGGACUUCAACAACGUUGUAUUUCCCCGCAAAUUACUGAAGAAAUUCAUCCUAUUAUACAAAGAACAAGCCUGCCUCUGGGACCGACAAUCUGUUUUGUACAAAAACAAACAGAAAAGACACGAUGCGGUCUCGAAACUAACAGAAUUAGUACGUGAAUACGAUCCAGGCGCGACUAGGGUUCACGUGCUCAGAAAAAUCGAGAGCUUGCGAGCAUGCGUACGCCGUGAACACAAACGAGUACUCGACAGCCGGCGGAAGGCGACUAGCGAUGAUGAAAUAUACACCCCACAGCUAUGGUAUUACGACUUAUUUUCAUUUGUGUUCAAAGAGGAAGGGAGCAAUCACAAGAUAAAAACUGACACCACUCCGACCGAACAAGAAUCUGAGGAAGAAGAAGUCAUAGAUAAUGAGGAACAGUCGUUCGAAACACAGACAUAUCCAAUAGAAUAUAAUACCAUGGUUGAAGUCUCAGAAAGUCCAUCCACUUCAAAACCAUAUGCCUUUGAAGAGGAUCAGAAUAAAAAUGGAAAACGACCAUGGACAGAGAUAGAAGACGAAUACGACGCUAUAGGUGUCAAUGUAGCUGCAAAGCUUCGCAAUCUUCCGACCAACGUGAGCAUAUUAGCUGAGAAGUUGAUCAACGACGUACUCUUCCAUGCUCAGAUGAAUGGACUUAAUUCUUCCACUGUAUUGACUACGACUGAUCCGUUCAAACAAGAUGGUUAAGAUAUAUUUUUAUUAUAACUGAUUAUGCGAAAUGUAAUUAAGUUAAAAUAUAAAAGACUAAAUCA